This is a messenger RNA of Gekko japonicus, 1515 nucleotides long. It is a transcript of the gene ACOD1, whose product is annotated as immunoresponsive 1 homolog (mouse). The coding region runs from base 1 to 1428 and encodes 475 amino acids. The record is from RefSeq and is a predicted model, not a curated record. Lineage: Eukaryota; Metazoa; Chordata; Lepidosauria; Squamata; Gekkonidae. Gene Ontology annotation, molecular function: lyase activity. The transcript has 5 exons.
AUGUGGGCAAAGAAUAUUACUGGGAAUUUUGCUAACGUGAUCCACGGGCUGAAGGCCAGCCACUUGACCGAUGUGGUCGUCCGGAGGAGCAAAAGGAUGAUUCUGGAUACCUUGGGAGUUGGGCUGCUGGGAACCAGGACGGAUGUCUUCCAGAAAAUGAUCCGGUACAGUAAGAUCUACAGUUCUGAAACAUCCAGCACGGUUUGGGCUCACCCAGAUAUCCGGCUUCCUCCCCUGUACGCAACUUUUGUGAACGGAGUGGCGGUUCACUCCAUGGAUUUUGACGACACGUGGCAUCCAACCACACACCCGUCCGGAGCGGUGUUGCCUGUUCUCCUCGCAAUCUCUGAAGCGCUGCCCGAACAGAAGAAGAUUUCCGGCCUUGAUCUGCUUCUGGCUUUCAACAUCGGGAUUGAAGUACAAGGCAGACUGAUGCACUUUUCCAACGAGGCCAGCGACGUCCCUAAAAGAUUUCACCCGCCGUCCAUUGUUGGCACUCUGGGAAGCGCAGCGGCUGCUGCUAAACUCCUGGGCCUUGACCAAUUCAAGACUAAGGAGGCCCUGGCUAUCGCUGCCUCUUACGCUGGGGCGCCAUUGGCCAACGCGGCCACCCAAACCAAGCCUCUCCACAUGGGCAACGCAGGCAGGCAUGGUCUGGAAGCUGCCUUCUUAGCCUCCUCAGGCCUUCAAGCAAACAAGCUGAUCCUAGAUCUGGAGUCGGGCUUUGGCGCCUUUUAUGCCGACUACUUACCUCAGACUCUACCAAGUCUGCAGUCCUAUACGUGGCUUUUGGACCAGCAAGAUGUAGCUUUCAAGAGCUUUCCAGCUCACCUGGGGACCCACUGGAUGGCAGAGGCAGCCUUGGCAAUAAGGAAACACCUGGUCACGGGUAGGGAGUCCCUCCCGAGCGGCCGAAUCAAGACAAUCGUGCUUAAAGUCCCAGACGUUCAAUAUGUAAACAGGCCGUUCCCCACCUCAGAACAUGAAGCCCGGCACUCCUUCCAGUUUGCGGCCUGCACGGCCCUUCUGGAUGGCCACAUCUCCGUGGAGUCCUUCAAACAGCAGAACAUCUCCAGGCCUGAGCUGAGCGAACUGCUCAGAAAGACACACCUGGAGCCCUCUCCCGACAACCAGCCCAGCUUCAAGAACCUUUACUGCGAAGUGAUGAUCGUCCUUAAGGACGGGGAGGUGUUGACAGAGCGCUGCGACACUUUCUACGGGCACUGGAGGAAGCCCCUAAGCCAGGGGGAUCUGGUGAAGAAAUUCCAGUCCAACGCCACCACCGUCGUCUCACCAGAAGCCGCUGAAAGCAUCGUGGAAGUAGUCGACAACUUGGAAAAGCUAGAAGACUGUGGCUUGUUGACCUCCCUUCUCCAGGGGGCCGAGUCGACAAACAAGCUGUUACGGCGCAGCAGUCGGCAGAUUUGAAAGACUUGCUGCGCCUUAGGCACUUUUCAAAAUCGUGAAGGCUGCAGUCACACACGCUAAAUAAUCCACUUUUCAACUGGAUUUUGC